Drosophila obscura is the source of this 2609-nucleotide messenger RNA. RefSeq lists its product as uncharacterized. The record is from RefSeq and is a predicted model, not a curated record. Gene Ontology annotation, molecular function: dynein light chain binding; dynein heavy chain binding. Gene Ontology annotation, biological process: intraciliary transport. The transcript is spliced from 4 exons. Gene Ontology annotation, cellular component: ciliary plasm; cytoplasmic dynein complex. The coding region runs from base 263 to 1627 and encodes 454 amino acids. NCBI's taxonomy places the organism in Eukaryota, Metazoa, Arthropoda, Insecta, Diptera, Drosophilidae.
AUAGAGUUGAAACGUUUCAAUCCAAUAUUCCAAUUACAAACGCCGAAUUAGAAGACGAUAUUCCAAUUUGAUUGGAAUAUAAAUUUGGAAAACUGUUGGAAUCAGGCAUCAGUUUUCAUUUGCGUUCAUAUAGAUUGAUCGCCAUAAUGGACAUCGUCUCCGAAAUGUAAACCGCUAGUUCAUAUUAGGGUUAGGGUUGCCCUUGCCCGUUGCCUUGGCUACGGUGCAGCCACAACACACGCACUUUGUAGAUUCGCAGAAAAUGGAUGUACUCUCGCACUAUAGUUCGCCCGUGGUCGAAUUUGUGGCCACGCAGCCUGUGGAAAAGCAGCACGCACUGGUGGACAACUGCACGGGCACGGAUCCGCCGCCACCAAGUGCAGAUGCGUGCACCGCGACACAGGAGAAGCAGCAUGCGGCCACCCAAACAGAGCAACGCGUCGCCAACAGCGAGUGCGUUGAAUACGACGAGCGGGCGCUGGCAAAGUUUCUGCGUCAGAUAUGUCCUCUGGUGGAGGAGGAGCUAAUGCACCCCACGCCACUGUUGGAAGAGCAGACGAUGAGCCAGGCAGCACUGGAGGAAGAGCAGAAGGUGUUCACCUACCAGAAGAUCGCCAUGGGCGGCAUGGAGAACUCGCAGGGGCUGGCGAUUUGGCUGUGUGUCCACACAAACAAUGCUCCCGUAUUGGUGGUCACAACGGUGGCUUCCCACGACGACUGGUGCGAGCAUGUGGACCAGCAGCUGAAGCUGUUCGUGCCGCAGCGAAUGUCCCAUGGCAACUUUGUGAUUUACACGGAGGUCAAGACGCUGCCGCUGAAGUCCUGCCUGCGCAGCCUGUGCACGAAUCCCUUCAACAAGAACAUGUUCGCGGGAUCCACCAUGGAUGGGGAGCUGUUUGUCUGGCUGUACGAGCAGUCUCGUGGUGGCAGCGGUGACGCCAAUGUGGACAUCCAACAGAUGUACAGCGUAUCGUCCACGCAGGGUGCAGCCGUCGCCUUGGACUGGGUUACGGAAACGCUUCUGCUCGCCUGCUAUGCCAACGGAUCCGUUCGUCAGUGGGAUCUCAGCAAGCAGAUGACCCUGGAUUGGGAAUACUCUCUGCCCGCUACUGUUACUACGGAGCUGACGGCCAUGGUGGCUCUGGGACUAGAUGACUUUGUUGUGGGCACCAACGAUGGCGGCAUCUAUCGCUGCUGGAGCACUGGGCGCCAGGCUGCAUCCACAAAAAAGCAGCUGCAGUUGUUGGCUUUGCGUCGACAUCGAUUCAUGGUCUCCACGCUGCUUAAGACGGAAAUGGGAGGCCAUCAAUUCGUUCUCAGCUGCGACCUCAGCGGACAGGCGUUCUACCAUGAUAUGCGACACGCGGAUGAGGACAUGGCUCAGUUGAUUGUGCAGAUACCAUUGCCCUUCAAGAACGUCGUUGCCUGCAGCCGGGAUGGGAACAUCAUCUACUGCCCCGCCAGCGACGGUGCUCUGGAAUACUACAGAGUCAGCGAUGGUGCGCAUGCGUAUGUCAAGGGAGCAUUGCGCGGCAGAGGCAGCCUUAUCCGGAGCAGCGACAAUGGCUGCUGGUUGAUCACGGGCCUUUACGGCGACGAGUUUCAGAUAUUCUACGUGGAGCAUUGAAAGAUGAUUGUGUCGGUCUUGAUAUAAUCGCUUGUAUUUGCAUGACUGCUUAAGUUAGUGUACGGUUAAUCUUCUCAUAGGGGGGGAAGGGGGUUGCUAUUUACACGAGUUUAUUUUAAAAUUUUUCAGAUCUCUAACAAAUACCAUGUGUAGAUAUAUAUACUAUGUAUUUUUGUUUUGUUUGUAUAAACAAGAGUUUCUCUGUUUAGAAUUUCGAACAAAAUGCAACAAAAAUAUAGCCAUUUUGGUACUAUUGCGUUUGAUUGACUUAUUUCUGGUAUCUCGAGGGGUAAACUGCGUUAAAACUGCGCCAUUUCUCAUAAAGUUCACAAAGUAAAACAUUCUCAACACGAACUACAUUACCAAACAUUCAAUAGUGUACACUUUUUAUCAGGCUUGUGGUAAAUACAUUUUGUAUACAUACAUAUAAAAAAAAUAAGGUAUAGUGCAAAGAGAAAAGUAUUGGUUGGCAGACGCAGACACAGACGUGCCACAGAGGACAAUGACAUAAUUACAAAAUGGCAUUAGAUGAAUACUUUUGCUUGUAUUGAAACACUUGCCCUAGCGUAGAAUAAAUUAUAACAUACAAUUAACGAGAUAUACGGGGUUAUACAUAUAAAUAUAUAAUAGAACUGCACACAAUUUUGCUAAAUCUCUCACUUUCGAACGUCUGAUGACUCUACCAUAACUCUACUACUCAGAUCCAUGCGAUUUACUAAUCCAGUCAACUUCUGCUCCAUACUCCACUAUCCACUCCAUAUCCACACGUUCAACUGUUCACUUAAGCUUAGGUUUGCAAUCUGCACUUUGCACAUAUCAAAUAUUGUGGGUUUGCGAUAGUAAUAACUAGAAGCGGCGGUGACGGCGGUCACCCAGCUCCCGAUUGACUCAUAAAUUCAAUUGAAGAGCACUGUAUUAGGGUCUUCGUUAUCCAUUUGUUUCACAUGACGCAGCACAUCCUUCUUGGUAAUCACCCCGAGCA